GCCUCGGGCAAGGCUGCAUUCUCCAAGCCGCGAUGGUUGGCCCAGCUGCAUCCGAGGCGGGCGAUUUCCAUCGCUUGCCUCUCGCGGGCGCAGCCUUUCGCUUCAUCCCUUGCAUGUUUGUCCUUUUCAUGUGGCUUGGCCGCAUGGACAUGUGCCAAUCAACAAGGAAUCGUUUGUCCCUCUCACAUCACCGGACAGCCACUACGUUUCGCUGCCACGUCAGCUCAGCCCGACCCUAUUUACGGGAACCGCCUCUGCCCAGACGAAGAGCCGCAAACUGUCUAUUGUUGGAAGCCGCAUACGUUCCGUGGGUGAGCUUUGUUAUUUCGAUCCAGCGACUUCAUGCUAAUCAGUAUGACAUUGCGAAGGGUUAUAAACCGGCGCAGCCUCGAUAGCUAGCCUGAGAGCCACAUACGAGCCUUGGAUGGAUAUAUUAAUAUAAGGAUACGUUGCUGAGGUAGUUAAUAGUUUCUCUACAACCCUAUCUAUCUUUCUGCCCUCCUCCAACACCAAAGUGCAAAAGAAAACAUGAACACAAAAUACCUCGCGCCAUCCGAACCAGCAAAUCUGACGUGUGGUUUCUUUCGACCUCAAUUACAGAUGCGAGAUAUACUCUAUCGGAUAUUGUCCUGCUGCGACAGGAGGGCCAAUGCCCGGCUGAAACCACAGCAUCCUGAUACAGAU
Aspergillus versicolor CBS 583.65 is the source of this 684-nucleotide messenger RNA. RefSeq lists its product as uncharacterized. Lineage: Eukaryota; Fungi; Ascomycota; Eurotiomycetes; Eurotiales; Aspergillaceae. The transcript has a single exon. The record is from RefSeq and is a predicted model, not a curated record. The coding region runs from base 33 to 395 and encodes 120 amino acids.